This is a messenger RNA of Mya arenaria, 1328 nucleotides long. RefSeq lists its product as uncharacterized. The transcript has 8 exons. NCBI's taxonomy places the organism in Eukaryota, Metazoa, Mollusca, Bivalvia, Myida, Myidae. Bases 12 to 1091 code for a protein of 359 amino acids. The record is from RefSeq and is a predicted model, not a curated record. Gene Ontology annotation, molecular function: protein binding.
CACAAUUUUUCAUGGAGGAAACAACUUUUUCCGGAGAAACGUCAGCAAACAUCACCAUAGAGGUUCCAUUUGUUAGUUUUCCUGAAUACACAUCACACAGCGUAAUAAGACACGAUGGACAACUGGUAUUGAUGAAUGAAAAAUACACUGUAUAUUUGAGGAACGAGUCUGUGGAUGCUGUGUUUUAUGGACAGCAAGUCAAUCUAUCUGGAAACGUUCUACAAGUUACUAUCAGCGCCUUGGAAGAGAAGGAUUUUGGGAUAUACAAGAUACAAAUAACCAAUGAUAUCAAUACGGCAAAUUUAAGCAUUGAUAUAAAGGCACAAAGCAAGCCGUCUCCACCAACAGACCUGGAUUGGACUACUUCGGACAAGACUGUACACUUUGAAUGGGAAAAGGGGUUCAACGGGGGAUAUGAACAAACAUUUGUUUUAAAUACGUCUCUCAGUUCAGAUGGUUCAUGGAUGUAUAUUACAACCAUCAAGGAAUCUGAAUCAAAAUAUAUAGAGGACGAUGGAAAGUUUCACGUCAGUUUAACGAACCUAGAGCCAGGGGUUUACAGCGCCAGAAUCGUGUCUUUUAACCAUAUUGGAGCUACUGAUCCUGUCGAGUUCAAACAGAGUUUUGAAAUAAUGGAAUAUAGCAAAGAAUCCUCAGCUCGACAGCUCAGCGUUACUCCAGUUAUUGGAGGAUCAAUUGGAGGAACACUACUUCUUGUAUUUGUCAUCGUUGGUUUUAUUAAACUAAAGUACGCCUGCUCAAUUAAGCGUGCUGGACGGGAAGAUCUGUACCAAAAUACACAUUCCGAACCGAAAACAGUUUCAAAAGGAGUUGACAAUCCCCAAUAUAUCCCCGCAGCCCAGACGUACGAGGAACUGCCCAUGACGACGGACAUAGGGGCUUACACUGAUCUUAAAAAUGUCAACGAUGGGUCAGAUAAUCCGAAUGUAUACGCGCUGUUGGAUGAAUCAAGAUUAAACCCCAUUUCGAAUGAGGAUACUGUCGAAAAAGAAGAUCCCAUUUACAUCAACUUAGUGUUGAAAAACCCAGAGCAGCUGCAAAAGACGCCGUUUAACUCAACACCGUGUUGAAGAAGCCAGUGCACAUUUAACACUGACGUUGGCGUUAUUGUUAUUCUUAAACUAUAUUAUGAUGCGAGUGAACCCUUUUUUAAGAUUAAGACAAUAUCAGAGUGAGAAAUCAGGAACAAUAAUUAUUCAGUAAUUGUAUGGCAUAAUUCAUGUUAACAAAACAUCAUUCACAAUUUCUUCUACAUAAAUAAUAAUUCAACAAUCAUAUGUAAACAUUACAUGCUCCUGGUGUGCUUU